Messenger RNA from Hemiscyllium ocellatum (epaulette shark), 3326 nucleotides. RefSeq names its product WD repeat domain 76 (gene wdr76). The coding region runs from base 1 to 1971 and encodes 656 amino acids. Gene Ontology annotation, cellular component: nucleus. The record is from RefSeq and is a predicted model, not a curated record. Gene Ontology annotation, molecular function: DNA binding; protein binding. Gene Ontology annotation, biological process: regulation of DNA damage checkpoint. The transcript has 14 exons. NCBI's taxonomy places the organism in Eukaryota, Metazoa, Chordata, Chondrichthyes, Orectolobiformes, Hemiscylliidae.
AUGCGUUCGAAUCAGAGCGAGCUAUCCCAGGGGGCGUUGCGGUUUCCAAGAUGGCGGGAUGUGAAAGUGCCCUAUCUCUGGCAGCGGGAAACGGAGCGCGGGAAAUGUCACCAUUUAUGUAACAAGCUGCAGCGCGCGUGCGCGGAAGUGGCCGCUCGGCGCCGGGGAACAGCAGCGUUUUUCCUCCUCCCCGAGACCAUGAAGCCCGGGGCUCAGGGCAUGGCACUCGGGCGGCAGCCGACAGCAGCGGGCUCGGUCAACCGAAAACGGCGGCUCGGGCCGGGAGGCGGGGGCGGGGAGACCCCGGGGGAGGAGUCCCUGGGCCGGGGGACCGCGGGGAGGGAGACUCCAGGCCGGGGGAUCCCGGGGAACCAGACCCCGGGCCGGUCUUCAAGCAGGAGGGUGCGCCAGGAUGGGGCUGACCAGCGGCAGGUCCCAGCCGCUCAGGGGGACAUCCCUCCUGGGCCAACAAGCCCUGCCGAGCCGGGCAUGGCCCCCUCAGACUCGGAUGGUUUCAGCAGCGACGAUGAGUUGCCCCUGUCGUUUCAUCAACAAUCCGAGGGGCUGUCAUUGUACGAGAAGAAGCGACUGAAAAAUAUUCAGGAAAAUGCCCGGUUCUUUGCAUCUUUGAAUAUGCAGGAGACUGCUGAAAAACUCAGAGAAAUCAGUAAACGACAUCGAAUAAAAAGACCAAAUGCGUUCAAAAGAAAGAAAGUUCAAAGCUCUAGGGAGCAACCUAUAGUUCGCCGAUCGAUGCGAUUGCUGAGAUUGGACCCAACAGGCACCCCACUCCCAGAAAUCCCAAUAGAAAUACAAACGCAGUCAGAAGAAAGGAUUUCUGGGCCAGUGAAAAUGGUUCGAGAUGAUGAAGACGACAGCAAAGAAACCGAGCAUCUGAUGAAGGUGUGGCUGGAGAUGAGCCAGGGUGAGGUGCACACCAAAGAGAAGCAGCCAGUAGAACUGAAAACGUACAAGUCCACUUUGCUCAGGAUGACCAUGCAGGAAGGUUCCGUUGCUAAAGUGACGCCAAACCGGGUCGGCUCACUGGCCUUUCACCCGUCUCCACGCAACUUCCUGGUUGCUGCUGGGAGCACUUACGGAUACAUCGGACUGUGGGAUCUGAGUUCCCAGGAGGGUACAGUCCAUCAGUUCAAGCCUCAUUGUAACACUAUUAACUGUUUGCAUUUUUCCCCUUCAAACUCUGCUGAGCUCCUGUCACUGAGCAACGAAGGAAGUAUUCGCUGUGGAAAUGUAGCUGCUGCUGUCUUUGAUGAGGUGUAUACGUCUAACACGUGGGCCACGUCUUCCUUUGACUUCUUGGCUGAAGAUGGUUCCACGUUGAUUGUCAGUCACUGGGAUGGGAACGUGGUUGUGGUUGACAGACGGACCCCAGGUACUUCAGGGGAACUGGAUGCUGAUCUGGGCAUAAACCAUUUUCGGACUGUCGGUGUUCACCCGAUGCAUCGUCAGUAUUUUGUUACCGCUGGGACACGGUGUGUGGACAUCUAUGAUGUUCGGAAUCUAAAAACAUCACCCAGAAAGGCUGUAGCUUCUCUGGGAGGACACACAAAGAAUGUAAGCUCUGCAUACUUCUCAUCACUUACUGGUAAUAAAGUGGUGACGACCUGCAUGGAUGACAGGAUCAGAAUAUUUGACACAAGUGCCAUAAUUCCCAAGAUUCCAGUUGUGGCGUCAAUAAUACAUAACAAUUACACCGGGCGUUGGCUGACUAAAUUCCGGGCAGUCUGGGAUCCGAAAAGGGACGAUUGCUUUGUUGUGGGUAGUAUGGCCAGGCCACGGCAGAUCGAAGUGUUCCACUUCACGGGCUCGAAAGUGCGAGAAUUCAGGGACAUGGAAUGGCUGGGGUCUGUCUGCUCUAUAAAUGUCAUGCACCCGACAAGGAAUGUACUGGUUGGUGGGAACUCCAGUGGGCGCCUUCAUGUUUUCACAGACGGUGCACUGAGUGGGUAAUAGGAGAACCCCUGCAGAGUCAGAGUCACCGUAACAGGGAAGCCAAGAGUCUUCUUGGGUUAUGCGCCAAAUCCUGAGGGGAAAGUCCUUUAGAAAUUGAGUAUAUUGUCUGCCCUGUUCAGUUAUAAAUUUUUAAUUGUUAUAUAAACAGCUUAAGUACAAGCUAGAAAUUACAACAGACCUGCUGGGUUACAUGGUAAAGACAGAUGCAGUUAGGAGACCAACUGUAGUUAUUUUUGGUCUUAAAAAUCCCCAUUGAAUAGAUCAGAACAACCUUAUUAUUUCCUGCUGGAGGGAAGAAUCAUCUCGUGGUAAAUGAGGAAAGUGGCUGUAAUAAAAUUAGAACAGUAUUGGACAGUAUUAAAACAUCAUCCUGCAAAUAGGAGUCAGACAGAUGAGGUGUAGUUUCCUUUCCUGCUAAUGUCAUGUCAUCCUCUGGAACCUGAUCAAUUUGACAAAUCCGACUCUAGGAGAUCUGUUUGGAUUGUUCAGGAAUGUUUACUGAAUGCUGUUAGGUUUAGAAACUCAAAGCAAAUCAGAGAAAGAGCGUGACCCCUUCGGAUUGGAACCAUGAGCUAAAAUGUCAGGAUUGGUGUUCACUUGUGAGAAGGCAGCCUUGAUAGGUCCGUCACUGUGCCCCGAGACAGUACUUACCUGCUCAGGAAUUGUUCUCUUUCUCUCCCAUUGCCUCCAAAAACAAAACCACUGAAAAUGAGAUUAUAUUUCCUUUAUCCCCCAGCAUUGCUGAUUAUUAUCCAAGAUAUCUCCAUUGUAAGGUCAAAUAGAGUUCUGCUCAGAAAUAACAGGAACUGAGUUAUUUUCUGCUGAUUGUCUUGAUUCUGUAUUUUCAGGCAAGAUUUUUUAGUAACUCAUUUCAUUCUGAGAUUUUAAUAUUACCCACUGUGUUUGAGUUUCCCUCGUGUUCCUGCCAUUGAAAUGAUGCCAUUACACUCUCCCUCACUCUCCCUCACUCUUUCCUCUGGCCCAAUGCUGCUGAUCAUUGCUUUAUUCCUUAAUGACAUCCCAGAGUUCUGCUCCGAUUUGUGCGAGAACAUGAGAGAGACAAAUGCACUGAUCAUCAGAUGGAUUGUGGUUAUUUGAGUUCUGGAAAGUGGGUUGUGGGGCAUAUUCUUACUGCAGAGCCCACUCAUGAGAAAGCUGUGCUGAUAUUUUCUUUGUGGAGAGCGCUAAAAAGAUUAAUUUUAUUUUAACUUUGUAAAGAUAAUGUAACUUCACCAUCCCUUCAGAGCGUUGGAGUGGUUUCAUUUACAGGACACAAACUUCGAGCAUUUCUAGUGCAGAACUGUUGUGUAUUUUUUCAGAAAUCUAUUUGAACUAUUAAUCUUCAAAUAAAC